AUGAAGCAAAACGGCUUCAACUCUGGGAAGAAUGUACUGGAUGAAAUUGGAGAGAUUUUGGACGGUGUGCAGGAGUACAUGCUGGAGCAUCGAUUCGAGGAGAUGGAGCUCAUUGUUCAGCGUUUGAUGAAGCAGAUUCUUGCCGGUAGCACUGGCAAUCCGGCUUUAGGCCGGCACAGCUCGUUUGUGAGCUUGAUGACAACCGAUGCAGUGAGUAAUCAGGACAAGUUACAGCAACUACUAUCGGACGCGAUUCGGCAUGAACUGGAGGACCGUAUCUGUGUACCACUGAUGUGGGAUCUGACCUAG
This is a messenger RNA of Phytophthora nicotianae INRA-310, 309 nucleotides long. RefSeq lists its product as hypothetical. The transcript has a single exon. The coding region runs from base 1 to 309 and encodes 102 amino acids. The record is from RefSeq and is a predicted model, not a curated record. NCBI's taxonomy places the organism in Eukaryota, Oomycota, Peronosporomycetes, Peronosporales, Peronosporaceae.